AUGUUCAUAUCUAUCUCAAUAUGUUCAUAUCUAUCUAUCUAUCUUCUUCAUAUAUCUAUCUAUCUUGAAGUCUUUUCUAUCUAUCUAUCAAUUCAUAUCUAUCUCAAUAUGUUCAUAUCUAUCUAUCUAUCUAUCUUCUUCCCAGCCUACUAUCUAUCUAUCUUGAAGUCUUUUCAUAUCUAUCAAUUUAAAUAUGUUCAUUCUAUCUCAAUAUGUUCAUAUCUAUCUAUCUAUCUUCCUCCUACUAUCUAUCUAUCUUAUCUUUUCAUAUCUAUCAAUUUAAAUAUGUUCUAUCUCUCAAUAUGUUAUAUCUAUCUAUCUAUUUCACUCAUCUAUCUAUUUAUCUAUCUUUUCAUCUAUCAAUCAAUAUGUUCAUAUUUCCUAUCUCAAUAUCUUCAUCUAUCUAUCUAUCUAUCUAUCUUGAAUCUAUUUCAUAUCUAUCAAUUUAAAUAUGUUCAAUCUAUCUCAAUAUGUUCAUAUCUAUCUAUCUAUCUUCACUCAUACUAUCUAUCUAUCUUCAUAUCUAUCUUUAAAUAUGUUCAUCUAUCUCAAUAUGUUCAUAUCUAUCUCUAUCUAUCUUCACUCAGCCUAUCUAUCUAUCUUGAUCUCUAUCUUUAA
Messenger RNA from Acanthosepion pharaonis, 618 nucleotides. NCBI's taxonomy places the organism in Eukaryota, Metazoa, Mollusca, Cephalopoda, Sepiida, Sepiidae. The record is from the annotation of a GenBank genome assembly.